AUGUCUGUAGUGCGAAGUGAAUUACCGAUUCCUUUACCUAUGAAUGUGAAGGGAGACCUCAAAGGGAACUGGAAAUUCUUUAAAUCACAAUGGAUGAAUUAUGAAAUAGCCACAGGCCUGGACAAGAAACAGGAUGCAAUCAGGAUAGCAACAUUAUUAACAGUCAUUGGCAAAGAUUGUUAUCAUAUUUAUGAGAACUUAAACCUCACGGAAGAAGAGAGACAGGAUAUAGCAGCAGUUAUAGAAGCACUUCAAAAACACUUUACACCAAAGACAAAUGUUAUCUAUGAAAGAUAUAUCUUCAAUACAAGUGAUCAACUGCCUAAUGAAACACUAAAUGACUACAUCUGCAGGCUGAGAGAACUCGAGAAGUCGUGCGAAUUUCGAAACAUGACUGAUGAUAUGAUACGUGAUCGUCUAGUGUUAGGGACCAAAGACACAGCAUCAAGAGGCAGAAUGUUAAGAGAAGCCGAUUUAACACUGGACAAAGCUAUAACAAUGUGUUUGACAAGCGAAAGAACUUCAUCACAGCUGAAGAAGUUAGAACACAACACCAGUCAUACAGCCAAUUCAGAACAAGCAGAAGUGAAAUACGUCAGUUCAAAAGGAGACAAAGCCUAUAAACCCAGAGGAAAACAUCCAUUCAAAGGUCAAGGGAAGAAACAGCAGAAGACUGUACAGCCAAAGAACAGUGCAAUGGUUAUUAAGUGCAAGUACUGUGGAGGCACACAUCCACGAGACAGAGACAAAUGCCCAGCUUUCGGACAUACAUGCUGGAAAUGUAAGAAGAAGAAUCACUUUCCAAAAGUUUGUAAACAGACUACUGUGAACAGUAUCCAAGAUGAAGACACAAGUGACUUGGACUCUGAUUCUCUAUAUGCCGUGAAUUCUUCGUCUGGAAAACAGUGA
Molecule: messenger RNA, 909 nt
Organism: Magallana angulata
Lineage: Eukaryota; Metazoa; Mollusca; Bivalvia; Ostreida; Ostreidae
Exons: 1
Coding region: 1-909 (302 amino acids)
Source: RefSeq, a predicted model, not a curated record